GCAGUGUACCGUCGCUGCGAGGGUAGAGAGCCCGCGUCUCGCGCUCUCUCCUCACUUCGAACCACGCUCGUGGAUCGAGCUCGCGACACUAUGCCGCGUUCCAUAUAAAUUAAAUAUCCCUUAAAAUAAAUAAAAACAAAAUACCAUUUUAUUAUUCUUCAAUAAAAAAUCCAGUCCAACUUUCGUGACUAUCUCGCGUUUCUUAUCAAAGUUCUUGUAAACUUAGACGUUACCAGAAUUAUUUUUGGUAACUGUUAUGAUACAUAAUUCUAAUCCGGAGCUGCAGUCUGUCCGCCGCCGUCAGUAUUAAACAAGGUUAUAUAACCGAGCACCAUGCCGAUCAUACAAUCCUGUUGCUGUUGGCGCAGCCUCCGCCGAGGCUGCUACGCGUCAGCUAUUUACACUAUGAUUUGUUUGCGGCAGGUAUACUUUUCGGUCACAAUUGUGACAAUGGGCCACUUCAUUGACAUGGAACAGCGCUACUUAUCCGGUGACAUGAACGAGCCUGAGUCGGAGAGCUUCUUAGAGCCCGAUAAGAUUACGCCAAUCACCGUGUCGCUCAACAUAACGCUACUGGCUUGCAGUACCAUCGGACUCAUCGCGUGUAUUCUGCUGAUAGUGGGGGUGAAUAAGGACAUCAAAUAUUUGCUGCUCCCAUGGGUGGUGGCCAUGGGAAUGGAGACUCUUGUGGAGAUCAUCAACCUGCUCUACUUGUUCUACCUGCAGACCUUGAAUUUCAACCCCAUUACAUCAUUCCUGUUCACGCUGGACUUCUUCAUCAUAGUGCUGAACAUUUAUGCCAUGAUCUGUGUGAUCUCGCAAUUCCAAGAGUACGUCGACGGCCGUGGGACUGCUGCUUUUGAAAACGUUGACCGGAACACGGUGCAGUAUACGGCGACUGCUCAGCAGACUACCACCACCAGCUCUGCUCCGAGUGGACGCCGCCGCUCCGCUGGACGACCCAUGCCAAGUCGCUGCGACCCUGAAGAAUUCUCCGAAGCCCCCACCAAAGUAAUCACUCCUAGACAAAUAUCAGAAGAAACAGAGCCACGACCUCAGACCAGUCAAAGUGCAAUGCCUUCAGUCCUGUCCCGACCAAGCCGCUCCGCCGUGAAGAAGCACGUACAAUUCCCUGACGAACAAAGCUGCAUCGAAGAAGCCAUUGAGGCCCCUCAACCAGGUCCCAACGAGAAACCGGAGGCGCGCGUAAUCUCCUCAUUGUGGAUGGAGCUGGAGUCGGAGGCUCCGGCGCCAGAGCGCUGACGCCGGCGGAGCGAGCAGUACUACCGGCCAGUUUCCCGAGCUCGGAACGAGCGUCGGAAAAUGUCCGCUGCCGGAGUACCGCCCGCCGACGACACUCAGAAGGAUUCCCUCUAAACUAACCGACCACUGGAUGCAAGAUUAACCUGGAUCAACAUGAAGCUAAUUGGCUGUACGCAAGCAGGGUAAUGCGAGGCUAAUUGAAAUUGUUUCAAAAACAAGCUGUAUUAUCAGUAGACGUAUUCUUAAAGACUUUAGUCGAAUGUUGCCAACAAAGUACGCUUUCCUAAGAUGAAAUUAUCUAAACCUUUUAUUUAAAAUGUUACAAGAAAUAUGUUUUUUCCUAAACAUUUAUGAUAAUUGGACACUUUUACGAAAAUGUAACGUCUCGUGUCAUUGCGUACCCGCAUUCUAAAUAAGAUACUUACUUUUAGUUCUACUAAUUGGAUGUUGCCUGAAGAACUCCGUUUCUCAACAUGAUUGAACGCAUUUACCUGUUUCGUAUGAAAAUUAGAUUCAGAGGCAAAUUGUACGAUGGAACUUACUUAAAUGUCAUUAGUCUUUUAAAUGUAAUACUUACAUAAACAUAUUAAACAUAACCCAUUUAUCGGAUCAAUAUAAAAUAUCAUACUUAUUUGGAAUUAAUUGUUUAGGUAUAUUUAGAGUGCUGCUGUUUCAAUUUAUCAUAGUUUAUAAUUUGUUAUAAGUACUUUAUUUCGAUAGUUUUGCUAUGUUCCCACCUUAUGUUACAUUAUAUUGCAUAGUUUAGAUACAUGUGCUGGCCAUUAUGUACUUAUUACCUAAGUGUUAGAUAUUAAACCUUCUCAUGGUCACGUGUAACAAUAUGUACCAGCAAAAUGGUUAAUUAAAAAUACAAAAGAAGUAAUGUUACUGUAUCUGAUCUCUCUUUUGACAACUUAAAUAGACAGACCCUAUAAUGUUAUCUACUCUAGUUCAGUCCACCUUAUAUCAAGCUGUAACUGGAUGUGGACAAUAGACAUACAACCAUUGAUAUCCCAGUUGUGUCACUUCUAGUCAGAAGUAGGUACUAUCUGAGAGUAUGAUAAAAUUAAUCUUACCUAUAUAUAAGGCAUACUUUUCUAACCAGGGCUUACCUAUCAUUCUACUUUGAGAUGAGCUGAUUUACUAUAAAAAAUCAUUUAAAUGUCACAAUGAACGACAUAUUUUUUCACGUGACUAAACGUUAAGUUCUGGCAAAUAUUGCCUCGACUCGUGCAAGGUAUAUUUACCAAGCUGUUUGAGGCAAUUUGUAGCACUUAACGUUUUAUAGGUAAAUAGUUAUUUAAAUUUAUCUGUUGUGUUCAUUGUUGUUGUGUUAUAAUAUUACAUUAUGUUAUGUUACCGCGAGUAAAGUAUUUAUCUAGUAUAUAGGCAUUUAAGCGUAAUAUCUUGUAGUAGGUAUUUAUUAUUAUAUUAGUAAACUAUGAAAUUAACUGAUUAGAUAUAAAUGUAUAAUAUUUAGGAGUGUUCGUAAGACAAUUAUUCGAGACUUGACUCAAAAUUUUAUGAAUUUAUAAAUUUUCGUAAACUUGGCUUCGACUUAGCCUUGACUGCGACCUUUUUUACAAAAUUGGGGACGUCCCAUUAAAAUUUUUAUAGCUUCACACAGUCAUAUUAUUUAACUCUGUCAUUUAUAAUUGAUGAUUGGUCAUCCUAUCGUUUUUCGUUGGUAAUUAGUACUUUGUGAAAUAUUGAUAAUGUUAAUGUAUUAAACGAUGAAUAGAUACUCUUCUACCACUCUUGAAUACCACCGUGUAAUAAUUAUUACUCAAUAUAUAACCAUGUAAUCCCAUAGGAUAAUUAAAACAUACACAUUUAACUUACAUAAUAUUAUGAGCAAUGUAUAAAAAAAACCAAAAAAAAAAUAAGUAGCACAUUAGCAAAAGAAUGUAAAGGCGAACGAGGCUUGUCAGCCAAUCAGAAAAACGUACAGUUAAUGCUGGAUAGUAAGUAGCACAUUACAUAAUAGAAUUUUAAAAUGUUUGUUCAAUAAUUUGCCGAAAUAAAUGUCUCCACAUAA
Spodoptera frugiperda (fall armyworm) is the source of this 3301-nucleotide messenger RNA. RefSeq lists its product as uncharacterized. The transcript is spliced from 12 exons. Bases 334 to 1263 code for a protein of 309 amino acids. The record is from RefSeq and is a predicted model, not a curated record. Lineage: Eukaryota; Metazoa; Arthropoda; Insecta; Lepidoptera; Noctuidae.